GCUUUAUCUACCCUCUCAUUUUGAGGGAGAAAAAAAAAAAGGAGACACUAGACACAGAAAGAGAUUGGCGCCAAUUUAAAGUACGACUGAAAGCAGUUACAGACUUAUAGAAAUCACAAAUUCACAAUUCAUCAAAAGAUUAUUCUUUUGUCAACAAUCACUAAACAAACACUUAAAUAGUUGAAUGGCAUACACUUUAUCUCCUCAAGCUUUGAGCUUUUCCCCUCAACUUCCUUUCAAUGCAACUCAUAAUUCUCCUCAUGUUUGUUUCUCUUUCCUCAAUUUCACUUCUUCUGGGUUUUUCAAUGGAGAACGAGAUUUUUUAUGGCCAAUCUCAACUCAACAUCCGAGAAAUGUGUUAAUUUUAACCAAAUGCAGCAGAGAAAUUGGUGAUUAUACAGAAAAAGGGCAUAUCGUUUCAUUAUUCCAAAUUCUGGGUUUUGAUGAGAGAGUAAUUGAAGAUAUAUUAGGGAGAAAUCCUGCUUUGGAGCUCUUACCUGUUGAGUCGAUUCGCAGUCGAAUUCGUGGGUUACAAUCAAUUGGGUUAAAUGAACUUGGUUUGUCUAAGUUGAUAAUCAAACACCCAGAUGUAUUAACAGCUGAAGAAGUUGAAUUUUUUGUAAAGUUUAUUAAUGGACUAGAAAUCAAGAUUGAAAGUAUUCAGAUUGAGCGUCUUUUGUUGGGUAUGGAGCCUAGGUUUAUUGGAGGGUUUGAUAAAAAAGUUAAUUUGUUGAUUGAGAAUGGCAUUCCUCAAGAAAAGAUUGCCCAUGUUCUCAACAAUGUUAAUCUUAGCAAGGGUAUUUGUCUUAAAUCAUAUGAAGAAAUUCAGAGAUUGUUAACAUACUUGACUCGUUUUGAUGCCGUGGGUAUAAUUGCUAAGCGCCCUUCGAUUCUCAACUAUGAUUUGGAUACUCAGUUAGUUCCGCGAAUUGGGUUUCUUCAAAAGCUUAGUGGAGGAGACACAGAUGCCGUUGGAGAAGUUUUGAAUAGACUCCCUGCUAUUCUAACUUAUAGUGUGGAACAUCUGCAAGGGCAUGUGGAGUUCUUCAGAUCAUAUGUUGGCUUAUCUGAUCCGGAGAUCUUCAAGAUUGUGCUUGUUUUUCCAAAUGUAAUAAGUGCCAGCAAAAAAAGGAAAUUACAACCCAGAAUUGAUUUCUUGAAGGAAUGUGGACUGGAUUCUGGAGAGAUUUAUCGGUUUUUGAUUAAAGCACCAUUAUUUCUUGGCCUUUCUUUUGAGAAGAACCUCUCUCACAAGCUGGCAAUGUUGGUAAAGAUUGGUUAUGCCUAUAGAACCAAGGAUCUUGUUAUGGCAAUGGGAGCUGUGACAAGAACAACCUCUGAAAAAUUGCAGGAAGUUUUUGGUUUAUUUUUGAGCUAUGGCUUUUGUUGUGAUGAUAUAGUUGCAAUGAGUAAAAAACAUUUUCAGAUACUGCAAUAUAAUCCAGGGUCUUUAGAAAAGAAGAUGGAGUACUUGAUUGAAGAUAUGGAUCGAGAAAUAGGAGAACUUUUGUCAUUUCCUGCGUUUCUCGGAUACAAUCUUGAUAACAGGAUCAAACACCGGUAUGAACUCAAGAAGAAGAUCGUAGGUGAAGAAAUGUCUCUAAACAAACUCUUGAGCGUCUCGACUAAGAAAUUUUCCAAAACAAAGAAGCAGCUGGUUCAAGUGAGCUGCGAUAUGGGAAAAGACAAUUCUAAUGAGAUAAACGUUAAAGGUCAUUAAUUAUUGUUUGUUCGAAAGUUAUUGGCUAUGGCAAUUACUCGAUGACUAUUCAUUCGUUUUGUUCAUCUGGAAGUUCUAUAAUCAACGCUUCAAAGAUUGCUGCUUCACAACACUGCAAUGCCAGUUCUUACCUUCUGCAAAAUCUAGUUGAACAUACAUUGUAUAAUGCUUCUAUAUAUUUAAUUCGAACAUACAAAAGAACCUGCAGGCAUAAUGAAAGGAACAUGCAACUCAAACAAAUUGAGGAUCUAAGUGUUGCAUGUGUCAUCUUGUAGCUUCCAACUAUCUGUUCAAGACUUCAAGCUUAAAUAUCAUUGAUUUCAGGCAGCACUAACAGGCUUGGCCAAUUUAGGUUGCUAGACCUUGCAAAUAUGUUUCUCAAGGCGUGCAAAGUUGUCAGAACUCAGAAAUUUUAAAUAUAGGGCAAAUUGUUGUAUGGUUAUAUUAUAUCCGAGAUUUCUGAUGCUUGUAACUUCAUGAUCUAAACAUAUACAUGAUUGCAGCCUUGGUUUUCAAAUCUGUUCUGUUGCAGAACAUGUUUGAUAUUUAAUUACUUUGUAUCACUUUGAGCAUUUUAAUAUGAAAGAAAGAAACAUCCUUCCUAUCAA
Molecule: messenger RNA, 2328 nt
Organism: Beta vulgaris subsp. vulgaris (sugar beet)
Lineage: Eukaryota; Viridiplantae; Streptophyta; Magnoliopsida; Caryophyllales; Amaranthaceae
Exons: 2
Coding region: 185-1720 (511 amino acids)
Biological process (GO): regulation of DNA-templated transcription
Molecular function (GO): double-stranded DNA binding
Source: RefSeq, a predicted model, not a curated record